AGCAAGGCGAGCAUGGACGGGCCGCUCGCGGUCGGUGUCACGGGGCGACACCGCGUCGUGUGCUUUAACCAAGUCUCGAUUGUUUUUAGCUUUUGCUUUCUCCUCAACCUUGCCGCCAUGCCUCUGAAGGCCUACCUCUCGGAAGCCUUUCCCUGGUCGCACCGACCCACCCCCACCGUCGGCGUGCAAGUCAGGUCCAACGAAACCUUUGAAAUGUACGAAGCCCACGCCCUGGCAUUCUACCGCAGUCGCUACAACAACAACUCACUGGACUUGACGACGCAGUAUGCGUUCGACCCCGCACAAGUCCUCGAUGUUAUCUGGGUGCCCAUUGCCUUUGUCCAGCCCGAGGACUUUUCGUUUGCGGGUCUCCCGGGCGCCACAUUCUACUCCCGCCGCGCACGCCGCACGGUCAAAGGGUUCCUGACCGGGCCCACUAAUGCAUCUACAUUCGCGGUCAUUGAAGUCGGCACGCUCCUCGGUCAACCGUCGUCCGUCUCGGGCGUCUGGGUCGAGAUUCUACCACCCACCAACGCCAUGCUGUUGUACUUUGCCGCGCAGCUCAGCCCGGGCUCGACCCAUUGGCUCUACUUCAAAUUUGCGUACCGCAUCGGGCUCACCAGUGUCAUCCUGGAACGCAUGUGGUCGACCUACUAUCGCCACUAUCGCACGCUCGUGUCGAAUCUGCGCGCGCUCGGCGUGCCCAAUAUAACAGACGCCACGUGGAUCGAGAUUGUCGUCGGCGACCCCACCGCGCUCAUUCUUCAAAACUCGCUCGUGUGCGGUCUCUUUGUCGUUGAUUUCUGGUGCAGUAUUGAGAUUGUCGGCCAAAGCUUUGUGCGUCUGUCGCAACUGCAAAAUCUGGUGACAUUUUCGCUCGCCGCACUCUACCUCUCGCGGACUGUCUGGUUUGCCUACCUGCUCUUGAAUCUCACGGGCCGUGCCCUGCGCCGCUACCACCUCGAACGUCUCAUUGCUCAAGUCGACCCGACGACAGUCGCGGUCGCGGUGCUCUUCAGCGUCGGUCCUGUCACGUACAUGCAGUCGCGCACUGGAUUUUUUGUGGACAUUUAUCAUUUCCUCUUUACGUUCAUCGUUCCAAAGGAUCGCAUCGACAACUACAAGGAAGACUUCCUCGCCGCCAUGCUCUACUCGAUUCUAAUUGGGCUCUUGCCCAUCAGCUAUGGAUUCGGAAAACCCAUCGCGCUGGCGCUGCACCGACGCGCACAUCGAACGCUGCGGCGCCAAGCGCGCUCGAUCCGUGUGCGGCCCACGCAACCAAAUGUUGCGCGGCGCUUGACGCACCACGCCGACGACUUUGGCAAAUAUGUCUACAACGACUGGAAGCAUCGGUGCUUGUACACGAUCCUGACCGCACUCAACCCGCAGCAUGCCUCAGCGCUCUUCCUCGGCGGCUCGAUUUACAAGAUCUUUGACACGCACCGCGGCUUUCAGCGCAACGCAGCGUUCAGUUUUCGGGGGAGUGACUGCUAUGUGAUUGCGCACGCGCCCACGUCGGUCCUCUCGUACCGUCUGAGUCUGGUCGACUGCCUCCACCUCCACCACCCGCACUUGCGCACCCAAGAUACCUACAAGCGCGCGUUUGGGCACAUCGAAUUGGCGCCCGAGACCGCGUCGCUUGUGGUGACGCUGGGCCGCGGCAAGGUACACUGGGUGCAGUGACAAGUGCGAACAAAUCGUUUGGUCAAUUUGAAUGGUGAAUAAUAGUCUCUCGUUACGAAAA
This is a messenger RNA of Saprolegnia parasitica CBS 223.65, 1744 nucleotides long. RefSeq lists its product as hypothetical. Bases 13 to 1683 code for a protein of 556 amino acids. The transcript is spliced from 2 exons. NCBI's taxonomy places the organism in Eukaryota, Oomycota, Saprolegniomycetes, Saprolegniales, Saprolegniaceae. The record is from RefSeq and is a predicted model, not a curated record.